AUGCGCUGGUUCUUUGUCAAGCCGUAUGUGCGCUGGGAGCCGGACAAACUGCUGCACUACCCUGAGGUGUCGCACGUCGACGGCAAACGCAUAGACUGGCUCUACACAGAACCGAAGAGCAGGUACGAUGCGGUGGACAUUUACGGCCCCAACACCAUUGAGCUCCGCAACCUACCGAUGGGCAGGACGCCUGAAUACUUGCAGGAAAGACUUAGGCGAUUCUUCUCAAAGUUCGGCACCAUCACCUUCUGUAGAUGCAUGCCGCAUGAUCUAGAUCCGUACCAGUGUAACGGCACAGGGUAUGUCACCUUUCGGAGCAAGGAGGCCUCGGUCGCAGCCGCAAGUGCCAACCUGGUCUUUCCCUACGCGCUGCACAGCAAAAUUAUCGCAAUAAGGCACCUAGACACGGACAAAACGAACGACCCGGACUAUGUGCACAAACAGAGGCAUUAUAUCAAACAAACUGUAGAUAUCGCAAGACAACUUUACAGCAAGCUCACAAGACAGGGACCGUGUACGCUGCGUGACGUAUCCACAGGAAUAUACGAGCGCAACUUCUACUCCGGCAAGUGGCACAAAGCCGGGUUAUCCGUGCUAAUGCGCUUUGGUGCGUGGUCAGACUUCCUCAAGAGCAAUGGGCUAAACGGAAUGUUCGACGUCAGUGAUGGGAGAGUAACGCUUAGAUUAAAAUGCGAUGGUACUGCUGAAAAAACGCUGCAUAUGCUAUUCAUUCAGCAGUCCCGGGCACUAGAGGAUGAGUUAACAGUGCACUGGCGGGAGGGUCGAAUGCCGCUGCCGCCCGAAGUACAGAGUGAAGUAGAUGAGCUAUACCACCUUAAACCCCUGCCAGUGCAUCUUCAACUGCUUUCGAGGAGCCAGACCGUGUACCGGAUUCAUGACGAACGGCACAUGUUCAAAAUACAGCUCAAACAAAAGAGGAACGAAGCCCGACGGUUGGCUCGUGCUGCCAAAAAGCCUGUACAUAUUGAAUCAUAG
Molecule: messenger RNA, 996 nt
Organism: Babesia ovata
Lineage: Eukaryota; Apicomplexa; Aconoidasida; Piroplasmida; Babesiidae
Exons: 3
Coding region: 1-996 (331 amino acids)
Molecular function (GO): RNA binding
Source: RefSeq, a predicted model, not a curated record